UAGCGUAACAUCUCUAUAGUAACGCAGUGUUUGUUGGCAACUGAGCAGCUUCCUGCAAUCUGCUCCUGGACUGGGUGCCUCUCCUCUAAGGAGGAAGGAAAAAAAAUAGGAGAAAAUGUUUUGACCACUUAAUUUUUUGUAAUUUUUUUUUGUACCUCUACCAUCUAUUUAAAGAGGAAAAAAUGGAUGCUUUUUUAAAGGGAAUCUUGGAGCCUUCUGGGAGGGAUGUAUUUGACAACUUGACACGGAUGGAGGUGCCUCCUGUUAACACCUUUAAGAGCUCUCUGGCAGGACACAUAACUGAAUAGCAGUUUUCAAGAAUGGAGCUUGUUGGCUCUACAUUAACGGCAACUUGCGCCCAUCCAAGAUCAGCAUCUGCCAAUUUUCUACCUGCCAUCAGUGCCAUGGCUUCAAGUUAUAAGAACCGGUUUCCUCACUAUGCCUUGCCUCAGGGUUUGAGGCUUCCCUGGAGACCUGAUGCCUAUUACAGAACAGCUAGCAUUACUCCAGCUUUGGCUCCAUAUUCCAAAAGCUCCCAGGGGUUAACCCCCAGCAAGAUGCUUCCUUUUGUUUCCAAUCGAACAACACUCUUCACUCGUUACACCCCUGACGACUGGUACAGGUCCAACCUGACCAACUACAAAGAGUCGGAGACUUCUCGGCACAGUGCAGAGAGACUGAGAGUCGAUACUUCCCGGAUGAUUCAGGACAAAGAUCAACAGACGAAGAAAACUCAAGCAGAAAGCACCAAAAAUCUGGGCGAACGUGUCAAUGAUAUUGAAUUUUGGAAAUCAGAGCUCCGCCAUGAGCUGGAUAAGAUGAUUGGAGAGACCAAUGCACUUACGGACACGAAGAAGCGACUGGAAAGAGCCCUGGCUGAGACGGAGGGCCCUCUCCAGGUAGCCCAAGAGUGCUUGCUUCACCGGGAGAAGAGGAUGGGCAUCGAUCUAGUCCAUGAUGACGUGGAGAAACAGCUCUUGACAGAGGCCGAUGUCAUCAGGUCGUGUCAGGAGAGGAUGCAGCGGUACCUGGAUAAGGCGAUCGCCCAGCUCGCGUCCAACAGGGCAGCCCAGCACGAGCUGGAGAAGGAUCUGGCUGACAAACAGGCUGCCCACCGCAUCGAUGACAAGUGCCACCACCUAAGGAACACUUCUGAUGGCAUCAGUUACUACCGAGGGGUGGAGCGGGUCGAUGCUACGAUCUCCGUGCCAGAAUCCUGGGCCAAGUUUACGGAUGAUAAUAUUCUGCGCUCCCAGAGCGAACGGGCUGCCUCCUCCAAGCUGCGGGGAGACAUCGAGAACCUGCUGGUGGUGACCGCCAAUGAGAUAUGGAACCAGUUUAACAGAGUGAACGUCGCCUUCACCAAUCGCAUUGCAGAGACAGCAGAUGCCAAAAAUAAGAUUCAGACCCACCUAGCUAAGACUCUGCAGGAAAUCUUUCAAACUGAGAUGAACAUAGAAGCCAUUCGAAAAGCCAUUCGGGACAAAGGACCACCGUUAAAAGUGGCCCACACCCGGCUGGACGAGCGCACGCGGAGACCAAAUGUGGAGCUGUGCCGGGAUAGUGCCCAGAUACGCCUCAUCAAUGAGGUCCAUGAAAUCGAUGACAUGAUCCAGAGCCUUCAGCAGGGGUUGAGGGACGCCGAGGACACGCUGCAAAUGUUGGUUCACACCAAGUCGACCUUGGAGCAUGACCUAGCUGUCAAGGCAAAUUCCCUCUUCAUCGACCAGGAGAAGUGUAUGGGGAUGCGCAAGACCUUCCCCAACGCUCUCCGCCUGGUGGGUUACGCUUAGUCUCAUCUUAGCCUAACUCAUGGUAUCUUCUGGGGGAUGUAUUCUCAGUUGUGCUAAGAUGCUUUGAAAAUAUGCGCUCAUACUUUCACUUACUAAUGAAAGCCCAGAGUAGAAAUUAAAUGAUCACUUUGUGUGUUAUAUGGUCUACUGGGAUUUAUUUUUUCCAUUGUUUUUUCCUUUUUUUACUGCUCUUUCAUCGUGUGUCAGAGAGUAGCUGAAAAUAUCCUGUAUGACACUGAGACCAAAUCCACCCUCGGGGAUUCGUUCCUGCCAUUUCAAUCUGUGAUUUUAGGAGAAACAAAGUGCUGGGUCUUCCUCCUUUUGA
Messenger RNA from Dromaius novaehollandiae (emu), 2118 nucleotides. RefSeq names its product tektin 3 (gene TEKT3). NCBI's taxonomy places the organism in Eukaryota, Metazoa, Chordata, Aves, Casuariiformes, Dromaiidae. Gene Ontology annotation, biological process: cilium assembly; cilium movement involved in cell motility. Gene Ontology annotation, cellular component: nucleus; microtubule cytoskeleton; sperm flagellum. The coding region runs from base 321 to 1793 and encodes 490 amino acids. The transcript has 8 exons. The record is from RefSeq and is a predicted model, not a curated record.